GUUGAUGUCUGCGCAUGGGCAAUGAAGGCAUUCAAUAUGGACGACAAUGGGACACGUAAAGUAAUAUUUUAAACAUAUUUACAUAGUUUGGAGAGAAAACUGUAAUUCGGUGGACGAUCUCGAUUCCUCCAUACAUCGAAGUAUCAUGUCCUGUUCACUUGUAAAUUUUGGACUCAUUGAAGACAUCCCAGCCACUAGAAGCUACCUAUUUCCGCAGUUGAAAGAAGAUGAAGAAGUCAAGUCAGCUGUCGCAGAUGGCUGGGAUGAUGCUGAUUGGGAUUUUGAUGAUGUAGACUUGGAUGUGAAGGGUAAGGUUGAUACUGACAACAUCAAGGAGACCUGGUUGCAAGAAUGUUGUAUUAGUUUAUCACCAAGUCAUGAUAUAUUGGCUAUUGCAUACAAACAAAGGGCAGUGUUCCUGACACAGAAAUGGGAUGUACAAGAAAGUGGUGGAACUGGAAGUAAAUAUCGAAUUUCAUUCAAGGGACAUUUAAAUCAUCAAGAAGGUGAAUGUGUUAGCAGUUUGCUGUGUGUGCCACUGGUGUCUCAGAAGACAAGCUCACAUGGAGGUCCUGAUUGGACUUGUAUUAUGGUAGGAUUCACAUCUGGUUGUAUACGAAUGUAUACAGAGAAUGGUGCUUUACUCAUAUCCCAGUUACUGCAUGAAGAACGUGUGUUAAAACUGAAAUGUCGCACGUAUGAAUUGCCAAGACAUUCCGGUAUAGCGGAACAGAUUGAAGAAUUAACAAUACUAUAUCCAAAAGCUUUAGUUACAAUUGAUGGUUUCAGUCUUUUCCAGUCUUUGAGAGCUUGCAGAAAUCAAGUGGCAAGAGCUGCAGCUAGUGGUAGUGAUGUUAUACAACUCCCUCCCUUAGCAUAUAAGAAAUGGGGUUUACAGGAACAAGAGAGAAUUACAGACCAUGUGUCUGCUGGUGUGAUAACACCAUGCUCAUUUAAUCAGAUGGAGACAGCAUCCAUAUUAGGUGGUUAUAAGGCAUCUAUUAAAACCAGCCCACCUGCUGCAUCUAAAUACCUGACAACUGGGAUUGGACCAUUUGUAGGAGUUUACUAUGCAUUAGAGGGAAGUACACAGCCAUUGUUAUCUGAUGUUGCUGCAGCAGUGGCUAGUAAACUGAAGUCUGCAUUGUUCUCUCAAUUCUCAGCUGCCAGUGGAUGGUUAGGUUUCAAGUCACCAACAGGAGAUCAGUCAGAUGCUUAAAAAGAAACCAAAAGUAGAACCAGCUACUUCACUUCCAAUCAGGUUUGGAUUACCAGAUUUACGUCGCCAUGGUGACAGUAUCACCCUAUCCCCCAGUCGUACACUAGCUGUGACAACUGAUAGUUUUGGUAGGGUUAUACUAAUUGAUGUUAACAGAGGGCAUGCACUUCGAAUGUGGAAAGGUUAUCGUGAUGCGCAGUGUGGAUGGAUACAAGUACUGGAAGAUGUCAGUGAUAAAGUAGAUGCGGGCUUGAAAAGACGUCAUCGAGGUAAAAGUUAUACUGGAAGAGUGGCUCUGUUUCUUGUUAUUUAUGCUCCUAGAAGGGGAAUAGUUGAAGUAUGGAACACUCAACAGGGACCAAGAGUGGCUGCAUUUAAUGUCAGUAAAUACUGUAGGUGAGUGUUGACUGUAUGCCAUGUCUGUAAUCAUG
Molecule: messenger RNA, 1650 nt
Organism: Saccoglossus kowalevskii
Lineage: Eukaryota; Metazoa; Hemichordata; Enteropneusta; Harrimaniidae
Product: rab3 GTPase-activating protein non-catalytic subunit-like
Biological process (GO): regulation of GTPase activity
Source: RefSeq, a predicted model, not a curated record